UUAACCUUGCGUUGUUUUGUUCCUCGUUCGCUCCUCGCCUGACGCACCAUCCUCACUAGCACUGUCCGAGUCUGUCUCGCACUUUAUUUGACUCAGAGACACCUCUAUAUACUCCUUGGACUGGGUGCAACCUACGAGGGCUUGCAUGAACCAUUGCCGGCCCGUUCUGUCGGCCCUCGGAAAUCAUUCUCGAGCCACACUGUGACUGCUCCCAUGUCGGAACCAAUCUUGGAACGUCGGAUUGCCCUAGAUCUCACAUACGUUCUCUAUCCUGAGUCUUCGCAGACGUCACUUGUUCUCGCUCUGCUUACUCUGAGUCCUAUUCUAAUCAACCCAGCUUAUGCCGUUCUUUCAGUACAAACGCGCGAGCUGUUCUUCAUUGAGAUGUGGGCAGGACAAAUGCUAUGUGAAGCCCUGAAUUGGGUGAUCAAGCAUGCCAUCCAGGAGGAUCGUCCAACUCGAGAGCUGGGCGAUGGUUUCGGCUUCCCGUCGUCACACAGCCAAUGGAUGGGUUACUUUUCGACCUUUCUCAUCUGGCACCUAACGUAUCGCCAUCGCUUCGCAUCUUCAGGAUGGCGUUUCCUUGAUUUGUCCUGGCGAAUAGCAGUUUAUAUGGGUCUCGUGGGAUGGGCCCUUGCUGUCACAUACUCGCGGUAUUAUCUGUCGUACCACACCCCUCGUCAGGUCAUAUGGGGCCUGUCCAUAGGCGUCCUUUUCGGCACAUGGUACUACGCAGUGGUCGAGGUUCUGCCAACUAUGUGGCCAAGGUCGUCACUCGGUCGUGCACGCGCUGCCGUGCUCGAAAACCCAGUGAGCACCUGGUUCAGGAUCCGAGACGGCUGGGCGGUCUGGAGCGAUGGGGGAAAGGAAAUCGAGUGGCUCCGCUGGAGAGCUGAAUGGUCUAGGUCUGCCGGUAUGAAUAGUGGGGGUCUCAAGAGGGAAUAGAGUGCCGCGUGGUGGCCUGGUGCACAAAUCUAGGGUUGAUCAUACGUUUCAGAGCUGUGACAAUCCAAACCACCCGGAUAUCGGUCCUGAGCAAUUGUGCUGAAUAGAUUCUUUCGAGAGAAGAGUGUCCCAUACCUCGUUCCUUGUGGUACCGUGUCGGUACCAUAUCUACGAUGGCCUUGGACGUAUGCUGACCACUGCAUGACGCCU
Rhodofomes roseus is the source of this 1155-nucleotide messenger RNA. Its product is annotated as PAP2-domain-containing protein. Lineage: Eukaryota; Fungi; Basidiomycota; Agaricomycetes; Polyporales; Fomitopsidaceae. The coding region runs from base 214 to 945 and encodes 243 amino acids. Gene Ontology annotation, molecular function: sphingosine-1-phosphate phosphatase activity. The transcript is spliced from 7 exons. The record is from RefSeq and is a predicted model, not a curated record.